Aspergillus alliaceus is the source of this 756-nucleotide messenger RNA. RefSeq lists its product as uncharacterized. The record is from RefSeq and is a predicted model, not a curated record. The coding region runs from base 1 to 552 and encodes 183 amino acids. The transcript has 6 exons. Lineage: Eukaryota; Fungi; Ascomycota; Eurotiomycetes; Eurotiales; Aspergillaceae.
AUGGUUGGUUUGGAUACUAACACAUCCGCAGAUGGAGAAUGCCAUGCCGAGAACACACAGCCCAGCGGACUGCCAGCGCUCAAGAGUAUCCUGAUGACUGGUGGAAGCUGGUUUGUCCGCCAUAUGAUACAAGUAUACGGCGACUGUUAUGAUGUGGUUUGUUUGGGUAACCUCGAUUACUACACCUCGACGAAGAACCUUGAGGAUGUAGAGGAUGUUCUCCAUACCUACCGUAUCGGUCCUAUUCUCCACUUCGCUGCUAGAUCCCGUGUCGACACACCACUCAGCGUCCCUUUCCCUAGUGCCUUCAUCGAGGAGCAAACCUUCUACCGAACAAACCCAUGCUCAGCCAGAAAGGCUGCGACCGAGAUGAUAACUCUGGCAUGUCUAGAGUCGUUUCGCAUCAUUUCGCAUGCGAGGCGGAAAAUGCCGGUCCAACGAGAUGGCCGCGCCGUGCUCUGGUUAAUUUUCCGUAAGGGAAGCGACGGCGAAACGUACAACACCUCCUCCAUUACUCAUCUACAGUAUUCCCAACAUGCACUGGAUCGAUAGUUCGAAGCUGUGGGCGCUUGGAUGGAAGUAACGGGCCAGCUUUAACGACGCGCUACGGGCGACGAUCGAUUGGUUGUGCCUGGACAGCGAGAGCUUUUGGUCAAUUUUGGUUGGCUUGGAUAGCGGGAUCAAUAAAGGCAAUCAUAAUUGAGUUAUGCAAACUUAGAAUGGGCGCUUUGUCAAAUUGGUGGAGCAAUAGUUAAG